Phaeoacremonium minimum UCRPA7 is the source of this 2088-nucleotide messenger RNA. RefSeq names its product putative skeletal muscle and kidney-enriched inositol phosphatase protein. The record is from RefSeq and is a predicted model, not a curated record. Gene Ontology annotation, biological process: phosphatidylinositol dephosphorylation. NCBI's taxonomy places the organism in Eukaryota, Fungi, Ascomycota, Sordariomycetes, Togniniales, Togniniaceae. The transcript has 2 exons. The coding region runs from base 1 to 2088 and encodes 695 amino acids. Gene Ontology annotation, molecular function: protein binding; phosphatidylinositol-4,5-bisphosphate 5-phosphatase activity.
AUGAGCUUUGCGCAUGGUGAGGGCGUGAAGGCUACUGCAGUCGCUUUCAAGCCGGGAGCGAACGUCGAUGAGGAAGGCAAGAGACUGUGGAUCGGAAACAACAUGGGCGAGUUGAUGGAGGCGGAUAUUGCAACACAAAGCGUUGUCUGCACGAAACCCGGAGCUCACGGCCGCAACGAGAUCAUCAAGAUCUACAGGCAUUUCAACGAAAUGUGGACGCUUGACGAUGCUGGGACGAUGCAUAUUUGGGCGCCAGACGCGGAUUCUGUACCGAACAUGGCCAGCAACCCCAGUCAAUCAUACCGGCUGCCCAAAAAUCAUUCCUUUUCAAUGGUCGUUGGUGACGAGCUGUGGCAUGCGACUGGGAAGGAAAUUCGAGUCUUCUUGCCAACUCCAGACGGACGCAGCCAGUUCCAGGUUCUCAUACGGCCCCUUCUUCAGGAGAGUGCUGGCGAGGUCAGCGCCGGUACUGUACUUUCUACGGACCCCAAUAAGGUCUUCUUUGGGCAUAUUGACGGCAAAGUCAGUAUAUACUCGAGGAAGGAUUACACUUGCUUGGGACUGCUGAAUAUAAGCACUUACAAGAUCAAUUCACUCGCCGGAGUUGGCAGUAAUUUGUGGGCAGGCUAUAAUACGGGCAAGGUCUGCGUAUAUGACAUGAGCCAAACACCUUGGACGGUCAAGAAGGACUGGCAGGCUCACGAAAAUCCCGUGGUCAAGCUCAUUGCUGAUCGAUCUAGUCUGUAUAAACUGGAUCGGGUUCAGGUUGUCUCACUUGGCGCAGAUAAUAUGCUGAAGGCCUGGGACGGCCUGCUUCAAGAAGACUGGCUAGAGGAAGAGAUGAAAGCCCGGGACUCUCAAUAUUGUGAUUUUGAAGAAAUCAAGGCUCUGGUCAUGACAUGGAAUGCUGGAGCGUCUACGCCGAACAGCUUGAGGUAUUCGGAUUCUGAUGCGAGCUUCAUCCAGAAUUUGCUUCAAAACAGCGGUUCCCCAGACAUACUUGUUUUUGGGUUCCAAGAACUUGUGGAUCUCGAAGAUAAGACGGCUACGGCCAAGCGAUUCUUGAAACCGAAGAAAAAAGAAGGCUCCGAUCAAGAGCGGAUGAGCCACCAGUACCGUGACUGGAGAGACUUUCUUGUCAGGAGUUUGGAUGACUACAUGUCUGGAGAUUUGUACCAUCUUCUACAGACUGCCCAUCUCGUCGGACUGUUCACUUGCAUAUUUGUCAAGGCUGACUUAAGGGACCGGAUUCGGAAUCUGAGCAGCGCCGAGGUCAAACGAGGUAUGGGUGGUCUGCACGGGAAUAAGGGCGCUAUUGUCGUCCGUUUCAUGAUAGAUGACUCUUCACUCUGCUUUGUCAACUGCCAUCUUGCAGCAGGGCAGUCUCAAGCAACCCAUCGACACAAUGACAUUGCUGCCAUCUUGGAAGCUAGCAUCCUACCAGUUGAACGCGACCCAAACAUUCGUGUAGACAGUUACACUGGAGGUGGCGAUGGCACGCUGAUUCUCGACCACGAGUUGUGCAUCGUCAACGGUGAUCUAAACUAUCGUAUCGACACCAUGUCACGAGACACGGUCGUGGCAGCUGUCAAGGCUAACAACCUAAACAAACUCCUAGACCGCGAUCAGCUUUUAGUAGCUCGUCGUCGAAACCCAGGCUUCAAGCUCCGAGCAUUCGAGGAGUUACCAAUCACAUUUGCCCCAACAUACAAAUAUGAUGUUGGGACGGACAACUACGACUCGAGCGAGAAGAAGCGUAGUCCUGCCUGGUGCGACCGCCUGUUAUACCGUGGCCGAGGCAGGAUACAGCAACUCGAUUACCGGCGCCACGAGGUGCGGGUUUCUGACCAUCGACCCGUGACCGGGCAGUUCCGAUUGACAACGAAGAGGAUCUCGCCAAAGAGGAGGGCCGUUACGUGGAUGGAGUGUCAGCAGCGCUUUGAGGAUGUCAAAGCUAGGGACGCGACUGCAGAGAAACUCUAUUAUCUAACACACGUCAUUGGAUACGAUGCGGCUACAAGCAAAAGCUUAAUCCGGGAGCGAUCUGGACGGAGAGAUCACAGGAGCCCUAGUAGACAUCGGGAGUGA